GGAGGAUAAGUAAAUUGACCUAUACCCUAUAAUAUAUCUGGGACUAGCAUUUAACCUGAUAUUUUCAGUGGCGCGAAGUCAGUGAGUGAGUGAAUUAUCUGGAGUGUGACCCAUAUCACAUAUCUAGAUGCAGGGUGGGUUUUGACCAGUCCCUACCACACUCACUUCACAGAGCUGGGAGGGAGGGGAAUGCGCACUGUCCACCCGAGGCGAAGUAUUUAUAAUCCGAGCAAUUAAACGUCGGUAACUGCAACAGCGCGACAGUGUUUUCUGCUAAUUUCGUGGACUACACAGAGCUGCACAAAACACCAUGUCACGUUUUCUCCUUCGUUUUUCAUGCAUUCUCAACAAAGGGGCUACCUCCACCACCAAGUCAGUAUUAACAAGAAGGGGUGCUGUUUUCGUUCGUCCUAUUCACACACACCCGGGCUUGCUGUCUCUGACCCGCUAUGAUGAGACCACAGACUGGCAGAAGAAGUUAACCCCAGAGCAAUAUGUGGUUACCAGGGAAAAAGGCACUGAGGUGCCUUUUAGUGGCAUCUACUUGAACCAUAAUGAAGAUGGGAUGUAUCACUGUGUUUGCUGCGAUUCACCCCUCUUCAGCUCAGAAUCAAAGUAUGAGUCGGGAACUGGUUGGCCAUCCUUCUCCCAGGCCCAUGGAACAUGGGAGCGGGACGAAAGUCAUGCCAGCAUUGUACGUCGCCCUGACAACUCGCUUGGCAACACUGGAACAGAAGUCCUCUGCAAACAUUGCGAUGGACACCUUGGUCAUGUGUUUGACGAUGGACCAGACCCAACCGGUGACAGAUUCUGUAUCAACAGUGUGGCUCUAAACUUUAAACCCAGGGCAAAGUAAUGUCUCCCCAGGACAAGCACAAACAAAAGCUUUUUUUUCGUUCUCAGUCUUGUGGCCUCAUGUCUAUGUGUGUGGAAAGAGUUCUUCAGUUGAUUGGAAGCACCUGAACAAGGUUUUGCUCUUUGGUGACGGUUUCUUUCCAAGAAACAGCUUAACAGUUUUUGAAAAUCUGUCAAAAUGUUUGUUUUGAGUCAAUAAAUGAUAUGUUUUAUCAUU
Clupea harengus (Atlantic herring) is the source of this 1072-nucleotide messenger RNA. RefSeq names its product methionine sulfoxide reductase B2 (gene msrb2). Gene Ontology annotation, cellular component: cytoplasm. The record is from RefSeq and is a predicted model, not a curated record. Gene Ontology annotation, molecular function: peptide-methionine (R)-S-oxide reductase activity. Gene Ontology annotation, biological process: response to oxidative stress; protein repair. NCBI's taxonomy places the organism in Eukaryota, Metazoa, Chordata, Actinopteri, Clupeiformes, Clupeidae.